Molecule: messenger RNA, 1014 nt
Organism: Trichobilharzia regenti
Lineage: Eukaryota; Metazoa; Platyhelminthes; Trematoda; Strigeidida; Schistosomatidae
Source: the annotation of a GenBank genome assembly
AUGAAUAAUAAUUUAAAUCCUUCCGCCCCAAGUGGUCCCAGAAAUUACCAUAACAUCUCGUCGAGGACAGUCAACACUAAUAAUAUCCCUGUCUGCUGUCAGGAAGGGACAUCUCAAAUGAAAAGUUUUCUUCCUGGAAAUAAACUACCUCACCCUUCUGGUAUGCAGCGUAGUAGUCUUAGAACCAGUACUGUUGGUCAAUCUAAGAAUGUGUUAUGGUCUCCUGAUUCACUCUCGUCUAACUCUAGAGGAAGCUCACAUGAUAAUUCCUCUUUGCCGUGCUUAUCAUAUGUGUCAAGGUGCUCUUCUAAUCCAACUGUUCGUAAUUAUGAUUCAAAGUCUCAUUCACGUCCCAGUCAGCUGACAAGUGAACCAAGCACAUCCCAUACUAAACCGCUUGGUUGUCAUGCAGCGCAAAUCCGAAGGUUCCAGGAGUCAAUUACAUUUGCGCUUAUUGAUAAUCGAUUGUCUAUGCCACCGUUUAGCCGAGUAAGAAAUAUGCAUAUAUCAACUCGGAGUAGGAAUAGGACAUCAAACUUGUCUGUGCUCCAUUCCAAGAAGGCAGUCUUAUCUGUCGUUUAUGCUAUUGUAAAAUUUCGUAUAAAGCAAUAUUUAAUUGACUUACGAAAGCACAUAAAUCGCUCUUUGGAUACAUUAUUCUCUCAUAUGUUUGAAAAUUAUGAUAUUACGUCUAGAAACACUUUGGCUGCUGAUAUACUUGGAUUAUCACCUCUACUUUGUUCGCGUGAAUGUAAACAUUGUCCGAAAAUCAUGCCAGAUAAUGAAUGUCACACGUUCCAAAAAUGUGAGUCAAGUUGUUUUAAUCUGCACUCAAAUCAUGUGAUUGAUCAGAUGUCAAGUACUUCCUGUGACUCUUUACCACCCAAACAGACGUCUAUUCCAGACUCCACAGUAGUACAAGGUAGCUGUGCAAUUAAUAGUGAGUGUAUAGGUGGAAUGUGUGCUUGUUUAUGGGCUCCAGCAUAUCGUUUGAUGAAAUUAAUGUUUAUUUAA